Molecule: messenger RNA, 1897 nt
Organism: Nezara viridula (southern green stink bug)
Lineage: Eukaryota; Metazoa; Arthropoda; Insecta; Hemiptera; Pentatomidae
Source: the annotation of a GenBank genome assembly
AACCAAUUGAAAUUAAGAAAAUUAUACAGAUUUAUGUGACAUAUUUAUUUUUUUAAAUACCUUUAUUAUGUGCUUGAUUGAAAAAGAAAUAGCAAUAUUUUUAAAAUGAAUGUAACUUUGGUAUUACUAUUCAAAUAUUUGUCAAUCUCCUAAAAAUUGGUUUCACUUUCAAUCACUAAAUACAAUAUUCACUUCUAAAAUUAAAAUCACAUGGAGACAACCUUUUUUCAUCGUUAAUAGUCACGUGAUUUUUUUACUACAAGCCUAAGGUAUGGCUGAAACGAAAAUAAAUAGUGUAAAAUCCUCAUCAAUGAUUGGGACAAACCAAAAGUGUAAGGACAGUGUUUCAGAAUUAAUGAAAUACACCAGUUUAGAAGAUGAAGUAGAAGUUAUAACGUCAACUCUUCCUAAACCGAACCUUGAACAAUACCCUAUUCCGCAUUCAAGUAACGCUAAUUUAAAUACUGGAUUUCAUACUCAGGUUCAGCGAUUGUUAUCUCCACCCAAGAAAAGGGUGUUUCAACAUUUACGGGAAGAAUUAGGUGAGACCGCUUACAAAUCUUAUUGGACUACGGAUUUAGGAAAAGCUCCAGAUCAAGUACCGAACUUGCCGGUCGGAAUGAAUCCAGAAACUACGGUUUUUGGAAGGCCAUCUAAAAAAACUGAAGAGGAAUUCACAAACACUGUUAGCGAUGUGGUUUUCCCCAAGAAACCAUAUGGUGAAAUUGAACUUGAAUAUGAAUUAGGAUUGAAUUUAUACAAAAGAACUCAUAAUCACUACCUCCCAGGGCAAAAGAGAGAUCACUAUUACGACGCUCCUAAUGAUCUCGUUUUUGGUAAAAUUGGAGAAUAUAGCAAAACUGGGAAAGGAACGAAGCAUUGCCUCCAGUGGUUUGUGCAAUCAAAUGUUUCAAGAACAUCAAAAAGACUCGCCAAGUUUAAAGAAAGGACUUAUGCUCCAUUUGGCCAAGUCCUUUCUCCGAAUAAGAACAUUCUGGCAGUAGGAUUGGAUCAUACUUUCGGAAUUAAAACUAUCAUUGAUGAAACUGGUGCAAGGGAAGCAAUGCGGUAUGUCCCUGUAAAUAAUGGGAAAUAUGUCAUUGGAGAAUUUAUUUCUUACAUUUCUUCAUUGAGAAACAAGUUAAAGAAGAGAAUUCCCCCUUUUCCAUUUUUUGAACUUUUGGCCAAUUUUAAAAUACUAGAUCAGAAAAGCUGUGGCUGCUUACCCCUUUCAAUGGUUUACAACGUCUGCAACAGCUUUGGCCUUUUUUUUGAUAACAAAAUAUACGAAGCAGUUUUAAAAAAACUGGGAAUACUUCAUGGAGAAAAUACUGAUAUUGUUAGCUACCGCAAAUUCUGUAAUUUGCUUGAUUGUACCAAGCCUUUUCCAGUACUGCCUAAAAUUGAUGAUAUUCCCGAUGAAUUAAAAUGUUAUGAAACUACUUAUCAAGCACUAUCUAAAGAUCAUAUGAAGUUAAAGGAUUAUCAAAAUAUAUCGACAGCCGGUGUACCUACCCUAAGAACAGACAGAGAGGCACCUCAAGAUGGAGAGUGUAGAGCAGAAACGGAACUUCUUCUUGAUGAGAACGGAGUAGACUCUUGCAUCAGACCAUCAAUUUUCACAUCAUAUGGUCUUCACCCUAGAGAUUUUAUGGAGUUGAAAUCAAAAGAUUAUAUGAAAGAUUUAUGGAAGAGAGUAGGAGUCACAAUACCAGAUGAAGUUUUUGAGCUUAUGUGGAAAGAAGCUCUUACUCGAGAAGAAAAUAACGCUGAAAAAAAUAUGGUUUGCAUUGAAACUUUUAGAAACAUUUUAGAUGAAAUGAGUGCAGCAAAACUUAAUGAAAUGCAAGAGGGCUGAUUAAGAAUUUUGAAUGAAUAAUAAAAUUUAUAGUCAAUA